CAGCUACUCUCUGAUCUCUGCACAUCCUCACAGUCCGUAAGAACCUUCAAAUAUAAUCGAGCUUUAUUAGCAAACCACACCAUGUCGUCUGGCCUCUCUCAAUGCUGCGUCUCCGGACACAUCCACGCCGGAACCCCUAAAGGUUCUUGGGAAGACAUUGGCGGUUUGCGAACCUAUGUCAGCAAGCCCAAGGACGGUAGCAAGCAGAAGACUGCCGUCUUCUUGCCGGACAUCUUUGGCGUGAACAUCCCCAAUACCCAGCUCUUGGCUGAUACUUGGGCGGAGAACGGGUUCUAUGUCGUCCUACCUGAUAUCUUCCAGGGCGAUGCUGUGCCUCUUGAGCACAUCAACACUAUCACCCCCAAGAAGCGGACGCAGGACGAAGGCGGUAUCACCGGAGCUAUCAAGACGAACGCUACGGCCGCCUACGAUCUUGUCCCCUUUGUCACCAAACACAGGGAGGCCGUCGUCAAGCCUUUGAUCGACAACUUUUUCAAGGCCAUCAAGGCUGAUAGCGAGACUGACAAGAUCAUCGCCGUCGGGUUCUGCUUCGGAGGGCGUUACGCCUUCCUCGCCGGCCGCACCGACUCGCCCGUCCAGGUCGAUGUUGUCGUUAGCUACCACCCUUCGCUCUUGGCCGUCCCUACCGACUUUGAGAACCUCACCGUUCCUACCUAUGUCGGACACGGGACCGCCGACAACUUUGUUACCAACGACGAUGCGAUCGAGUCGGCUUUGAUUCAGGCUGUCGGGAAAGAGAAGCUUUUGUUCGAGCGUUACGAAGAUGCUUCUCACGGAUACGCCGUGCGGGGAGACGACCUGAAUGAAAAGGAGAGGACGCAGAAGGAGGAGACCGCCAAGGCGGCCAUGGCAUUCGUCAACAAGUGGAUGUAAUGUACUACGCGUUACGCGACCAUUGAAAAGAAAUGAUGAAAUGAAACGCUUGAUUAUUCGCA
Filobasidium floriforme is the source of this 956-nucleotide messenger RNA. RefSeq names its product dienelactone hydrolase. Gene Ontology annotation, molecular function: hydrolase activity. Lineage: Eukaryota; Fungi; Basidiomycota; Tremellomycetes; Filobasidiales; Filobasidiaceae. The record is from RefSeq and is a predicted model, not a curated record. The transcript has 6 exons. Bases 82 to 894 code for a protein of 270 amino acids.